CUUCAAAAUCAAAUUGAUAACGUUGUGUUUUCAAAAUGAAAAAGAUGUUUAAACCGGCAUUUAAUAAUUAAUCUUAUUCGUUAAUUAGUCUUCAUUAUAGAGUGCUACAAAUACUACGAUGUAGUCCAUUAGACGAUAAUCUGGUAACCAUUCAUUACAGAAUCUCAUAAAUUCAUUCCGAUCACGAUGUCUGAAAAAAGGGACCAAGACGAGCUGGACCUCACUUCGCCAAAUUUUAAUCCUUUGAAAGCUUUAGAAAAUCCAGAUAAAGUUAGAAUCCCCUGUCCAUCGGCUCCUGUAUUCGAUAAUAUAUCAUCUUUCAUAGAAACUCCCGAAGGAAUUUUUCCGAAACCGAAAAGGGAAUCUAAAGUAGCAAAACCGAAAGAUCCAUCAUUAAAAGCUGGAUCAAGUAAAGAUCAACAAUCGAAUAAUGAGUCAGAAGAUACUAAAGAUAUAAGACUGCUAAGAGAUUGCAAAAAUGUUCUCACAAGAAUGGAACGAACAGUGAAGGGACCACUAACAUUCCUUAAGAAAUGUAUGGAUGAAAAAUUACGUGUAAAAGUAUAUACCAGAGGAGCAGUUCAAGUACGAGGAUUUUGUGUUGGUUUUAUAGUCGCUUUCGAUAAACAUAUGAAUUUAGUACUAAAGGAUGUAUUUGAAACUUGGACGAGAAAAAGAAAAAGAAAACUACUAUUUUUAGAUGCUGUUUCGGAAACAGAAAGUGCUACCGAAGAGUUCAAAGAUUUAAAUAUUUUAUCAACAAGGUCUGAACAAAGUGAGAAGCACAAUCAGCGUAAAAAAUUGAACGAAAGUAAACCUAAAGUUGUAGUUCGAAAGAGAUUAAAACGUAAAGAAAUUUGUGAACGACAUAUUGAUCAGAUACUUAUAAGAGGAGAACAAAUUGUUAUCGUGACAUUGGAUACGAAUCCCAAUUACCAAAUUUUUGAAAAUGAAAUGAAAUCAUAAAUCAAGUCUGAUCUGCUUGGUGUGGUUUUGCUAAUUGUACGUUGUAAACUGUUAAUUUAUUAGGUGUUUUUUAAUUGAAUUGGAAAAUACCAUCAAAUAUAUAAUUUUUUCAAUAUUA
Molecule: messenger RNA, 1084 nt
Organism: Planococcus citri (citrus mealybug)
Lineage: Eukaryota; Metazoa; Arthropoda; Insecta; Hemiptera; Pseudococcidae
Gene: Lsm11
Product: U6 snRNA-associated Sm-like protein LSm11
Exons: 5
Coding region: 187-966 (259 amino acids)
Biological process (GO): mRNA 3'-end processing by stem-loop binding and cleavage
Cellular component (GO): U7 snRNP
Molecular function (GO): U7 snRNA binding
Source: RefSeq, a predicted model, not a curated record